UCUAUGCUCACUUUGCUCUUGACGCAUCCCACCGAAUUCAGGACUCUCGUUCAGUUCUACAUCUUUCAUGAACAGAAACGCGACAUCACUGCUCAGCAAGAGCACCCGACGUCAGGAUGGGACAGACCGACUAUGCGGCGCUGUUGGGAGCUUUUGGAUUUGACAAGCAGAAGUUUUGCUGCUGUCAUCAAGGAAUUGGACGGCGACCUGGCCAGGAUAAUUUGCAUAUAUUAUCUAGUACUCCGCGGCUUGGAUACCAUUGAAGAUGAUAUGACCAUCUCUGAUGAGGUGAAGCAACCACUCCUUCGCUCGUUCCACGAAAAGGCAAUUACCCCUGGCUGGAAUUUCAAAGACAGUGGUCCAGACGAGAAGGAUAGACAACUGCUUAUUGAAUAUGACACCGUCGUCAUCGAAACCAACAUGCUCAAACCUGAGUAUAAGGCAGUCAUUAUGGACAUUUGCCAAAAAAUGGAAAAUGGCAUGGCCGAUUAUGCUCACAAAGCCGCUACGACGUCUACAGUCUACCUUGAGACUGUCGCAGAAUAUGAUCUCUAUUGCCACUACGUCGCAGGCCUUGUUGGAGAGGGUGUCACUCGUAUUUGGUCAGCGACCGGUAAAGAAGCACCGUGGCUAUGUGACCAGCUCGAGCUAGCAAACUCUAUGGGUUUACUCUUGCAGAAAACAAACAUUAUCCGUGAUUUCCGUGAAGACGUCGACGACCGGCGGUUCUUCUGGCCUCGUGAAUUAUGGGCCAAGUACGGAUUUGAAGAAAUGAAGGAUUUGUAUGAGAAGGGUGACGUGGAACAUGCGACAUGGAUACAAAGUGGCAUGGUCUUGGACGCGCUACGACAUGCCACGGACUCGCUGGAUUAUUUGAAAUUACUCAAGAACCAGAGCAUAUUUAUUUUCUGUGCAAUCCCUGUGACCAUGGCUAUGGCAACACUGUCCUUAUGCUUCAUGAAUCCUGAAAUGUUCCAGAGGAACAUCAAAAUACGCAAAGCAGAGGCCGCAAAGCUUAUCAUGCGUUCGACUAACCCCCGAGAGGUUGCUCUGGUAUUCCGAGAUUACGCUCGCAAAAUCCAUUCCAAAGCUAAGCCGCAGGAUCCUAAUUUCCUACGACUAUCUGUGACCUGUUGUAAAAUCGAACAAUGGUGUGAGCAGCACUACCCUUCAUUCGUUACGCUUGCCCCAGCCGGUCAGUCACCAUACGACCCGCUCGACAAACGCACUGCUAUCGUACAAGUUGAAGAAAAGCGAAUAAAGGAAAUU
This is a messenger RNA of Serpula lacrymans var. lacrymans S7.9, 1269 nucleotides long. RefSeq lists its product as uncharacterized. Gene Ontology annotation, molecular function: squalene synthase [NAD(P)H] activity. NCBI's taxonomy places the organism in Eukaryota, Fungi, Basidiomycota, Agaricomycetes, Boletales, Serpulaceae. The annotation marks the transcript as partial. The transcript has 5 exons. Gene Ontology annotation, biological process: ergosterol biosynthetic process; farnesyl diphosphate metabolic process. Gene Ontology annotation, cellular component: endoplasmic reticulum membrane. The record is from RefSeq and is a predicted model, not a curated record.